AUGGCGUCUGACAGAUAUCCGAAGGUGCCCGACAGAUCCCGACAGAGCUUGUGUAAACAGCAAAGCUCGUAUUCAGAGGUUUCCGGCGAGAUCGCCGCAGAGAGCACCAAUCUGGCAUUGUCUGCCACGACACAGGUCACCAGGGGGCGGUUCACCUCCAACCGUCGCCAGACCUGCGGAUCUUCGAAAUCUGCAAGGCUUGCAGACUUUCGGUUAAAUGUGGUGGAUGUCGCCUUUGAGGACAACAAGAGUUUGUUUCUGAACGCGUCAAUCAACCUCUCGCGUGCGUUGACUGCGCGAUUCGAAGAUGCCACGGGCGUGCUGGGUGUCAUCGCGCUGAACAACAGUAUCUCCAGUGCCGCUGUCUAUAACAGGUCAAGCGUCAACCACAGCCAGGUGAACUUGGAGUCAGCAAACUCAAGCGAGCACUACCAGAUCUCGACAGAGACGGGUUCUGAUCGCGAGACGGGCUGCUACGAGAAGCACUUGACUGCAAGAAGAGGUUAUAUUUCUUCUGCGUUCGAGCACAACACGUGCGAAUGGCCGUUCGGUGUCUACGUCUGUGGAUCCACUUUCUGCAGCUCGGGAAGCACGGAAGGGAGCGUCUCGCUAGUGUUCGUUAGUGUGCAGACGAGGUGGGAGUAG
Symbiodinium sp. CCMP2456 is the source of this 645-nucleotide messenger RNA. The record is from the annotation of a GenBank genome assembly. NCBI's taxonomy places the organism in Eukaryota, Dinophyceae, Suessiales, Symbiodiniaceae.